UUUAACUGUAUCUACUAUCCUUUUGGGCAUCACAAGGUCUCUGUUGAUAUUCUACAUCCUUGUUAAGUCUUCACAAACUUUGCACAACAAAAUGCUGUGGUCCAUUUUGAGAGCUCCAGUAUUGUUCUUCUAUAGAAAUCCAAUAGGAAGAAUUUUAAAUCGUUUCUCGAAAGACAUUGGGCAUAUGGAUGACUUGCUGCCUCUGAUAUUUCAAGAUUUCAUCCAGACAUUUCUUCUUGUGGUUGGCGUGGUGGGUGUGAUGGUGGCUGCUAUUCCUUGGAUUGCUAUACCUGUGAUUCCGCUUGGCAUCAUUUUCUUUGUUCUCCGGUGGUAUUUCUUAAGAACGUCACGAGAUGUGAAACGCCUGGAAUCAACAACUCGGAGCCCGGUGUUUUCCCACUUAGCAUCUUCUCUCCGGGGACUCUGGACCAUCCGGGCGUACAAAGCCGAAGAGAAGUUUCAGGACCUGUUCGACGCAUAUCAGGAUUUGCAUUCAGAGGCUUGGUUCCUGCUUUUGACGACAUCCCGAUGGCUCGCUGUGUAUCUAGAUGUCAUCUGUGCCAUCUUUGUCACUGUUGUUGCCUUUGGGGCUCUGAUUCUGGUAGAAACCUUGGAUCUCGGGCAGGUUGGCCUGGUCCUGUCUCUCACCCUCACACUUACUGGGAUGUUCCAGUGGUGCGUCAGGCAAAGUGCUGAAGUGGAGAAUAUGAUGAUUUCAGUAGAAAGAGUGAUUGAAUAUACAGACCUUGAGAAAGAAGUGCCCUGGGAAUAUAUAUAUCGUCCACCACCAUCCUGGCCCCAUGGAGGAAAGAUUAUCUUUGAUUUUAUUAACUUCAGGUACAGCUUGGAUGGGCCUCUGGUAUUGAAGAACCUGUACACGCUCAUUGACCCAAGAGAAAAGUUCAGGAAGAAACUGAGGACUGUUAUGCUGGGAAAACAUUAGCCACAUCUCUUGAUACACUCCUG
Messenger RNA from Odocoileus virginianus texanus, 966 nucleotides. The record is from RefSeq and is a predicted model, not a curated record. NCBI's taxonomy places the organism in Eukaryota, Metazoa, Chordata, Mammalia, Artiodactyla, Cervidae.